AUACUUGGUACAGUGUCACCCGUGUAUCUGUCAUAAUAAACUUCAAGGUCAGGAACACCCACUCUGCAGGCAGGGAUGGGGGUGGGGGGUCGCUGACAGCCCUCACACCUCACCAUCCUCCCUAUGGUGGAAUGCACAGGCUGGAGGAUCAGAUGCUCGGGGCUGCGGAGUGGUGCAGGCUACUACUGUGCAUGACUGCAGCUCAGCUGCCGCAUUCAUGCUGAAGGAGCUCAGAGCUGGAGGGCUCAGCAGCGGCGGCGGCGGCGGCGGCUCGGAGACUUCACCCCCUGCCUCCUCAUCCUCCUCACCGCAGCUGGCACACACCGGGCGCCCGCUCUGAUCCAGGAGGGCACCAUGCCCCCGCAGACCCUCACCCGGGACCGCUCCUCUCUGCUGCGCUGGGACGAGGUGCCCGAUGACUUCGUGGAGUGCUUCAUCCUGUCCGGGUACCGGCGGCUGCACCUGACCGCCCAGGAGUGCCUGGCAUCCAUCUUCCAGCCCACCAACGAGACCCUGAACUUCUGGACGCACUUCAUCCCCUUGGUGCUGUUCGCCAGCCGCUUCUACCAGGUGAUCUUCCUGUCCGGAGAGCUGCCCUGGCACCACCCUGCGCUGCUGCCACUCUGGUGCUACGCCUCGGGGGUACUGCUGACAUUUGCCAUGAGCUGCACUGCCCAUGUGUUCAGCUGCCGCUCCCUGCGCCUGCGUGCCGCCUUCUUCUUCCUGGACUAUGCCUCCAUCAGCUACUAUGGCUUUGCCAGCACCCUGGCAUACUCCUACUAUCUGCUGCCCAGGCUGAGCCUGCUGGACCCGGGGGUGAUGACCCCGUACCUGCAGAGCCGGGGCUGGCACUGGGUGGACUAUGGCAUGCUGAUGGGGCUGUACAGCGAGCUGGUGCUGCCCAUAGCCUUUGUGCUGGCGGUGACGUGCACGGUGGCAUGCUGCAAGAGCAGAUCCGAGGACUGCUCCUACCCCUUUGCCAUCCGCACUUUUGUCUUCGCCAUGCCCCUCAGCAUGGCAUGCCCGGUGAUGAUCGAGAGCCUGCUGUUUGACCUGGGCAGGAACAACCCCAUUCUCUUCGUGCACUUCUACAGGAGGUACUUCUGGCUGCUGGUGGCCGCCUUCUUCAAUGUCAGCAAGAUCCCCGAAAGGAUCCAGCCCGGGCUCUUUGACAUCAUUGGGCACAGCCACCAGCUCUUCCACAUCUUCACCUUCCUCAGUAUUUAUGACCAGAUGCACUAUGUGGAGCAGGGGCUGGAGCACUUCCUGAAGGCUCCUCACACCUCACCUACCAUCCAGGGCACAGUAGGGUACCUGGUGCUGCUCAUCAUCUGCCUGGGCUUGGUAGUAAGGACCUAUCUGAAGGGACUGUCCACCACCAAACAGGACUAAUGU
Molecule: messenger RNA, 1395 nt
Organism: Hyla sarda
Lineage: Eukaryota; Metazoa; Chordata; Amphibia; Anura; Hylidae
Gene: PAQR9
Product: progestin and adipoQ receptor family member 9
Exons: 1
Coding region: 355-1392 (345 amino acids)
Cellular component (GO): membrane
Molecular function (GO): signaling receptor activity
Source: RefSeq, a predicted model, not a curated record